AUGUUGCGACGAUUAAAAUCCGAAUCAUCCACGUCUGGUCCAGGUUAUCAAUUGAUGGAUUUUCCUGAACUAGAAAAAGUGAGGAGUCUUCAUAAAACCUAUACCAAAGAUGUUACUCAAGAACAAUUGGAUUUGAUGGAUGGAGUGUUGGUCUUGUUGGUACGAGUUCUUGUUCAGGAUGGAGAGGCUAUUGUUGCUGAAUCAACAGUGUCGGAAUCAUCAUCCGAUGAUGCAUCAUCCAAUAAUCAUACUAGUUCUGUUGUUCGGGUAGCAAAGGCGUUGAAAGCAACAAGAGAAAUUCCUCAAGUUGUGAAACAAGAGAAGAAUACAUUGAAAUCAAUGAGUGCUGAGGAGUUUAAUGAGCUGAGAAGAAAAUUAUUGGAUGAUUUUGCAAUUUAUAGAUAUUUGAGAGGUCAUGCUUGGGCAUUGGAUGAAAGUACUCGAUUGAUUAUUAAAAUGUUGAAUUGGAGACAUGAAUACAAACCUGAAAAUGUUAGAUUUGAGGAGUUUUUGGACACAACAGCCAAAUCAAAAAUGUUUAUUGACACUGGUUAUGCCUCCGAUAAUGGAAUGCCACUAUUUUACAUGUGGGUUUCAAGAGAUUUACUUGACAACUCUGAUGAGAACAAGAGUCUAAAAUUCCGUCAUUUAAUUUAUGUACAUGAGAGAAAUUUCAUUCGUGAAGGUCGUUUCAAAGAUGACAAUUUUCAAAUGAAUUGGGUCGUGGAUGUUUCUGGUAUUUCUUUGAAUUUAGUGAGACGAAUGAAAGAUAUUUUUGACGACAUUGGAUUUUACUAUCCAGAACGCUUAGGUCGAGUGUUUGUCAUUAACGCACCAUGGACAAUUAAUUUGAUUUGGGCCUUCUUGUCACCCUUCCUAUCCGAAGAAUUAAAGGCCAAAUACAUGAUGAUCAAGAUGGACGAACUUAAAAACAAGAUUGACCCAGAUAGUUUACCCACUGAGUUUGGUGGUAAUUUACAAAUUGAUUGGGAUGCUUAUUAUUCCAAACUCAUGAAGGAAGACAAGGAACGAGUUGGAGAGCAGAAAUAA
Naegleria lovaniensis is the source of this 1050-nucleotide messenger RNA. RefSeq lists its product as uncharacterized. Gene Ontology annotation, molecular function: phosphatidylinositol transfer activity. The coding region runs from base 1 to 1050 and encodes 349 amino acids. Lineage: Eukaryota; Heterolobosea; Eutetramitea; Acrasida; Naegleriidae. The record is from RefSeq and is a predicted model, not a curated record. The transcript is spliced from 2 exons.